AUGAACAUGAGAAAAAAGUUAACCUGUGAAAAGCAACAGAUAAUUGUAAAGGAAAUAAUGAUAGCACACAGAAUAUGUGAAAAGGAAGAGUCCAGGCUGUGUCAGACCUGGGUUGAUAGUUUGCUUUCUGAGAGUCGACUGAAAGAUCUAGAAGCUAGUGAAAAGAGAGAUGUCUACCAAAGAGAUGGUUUCCUUAAUGCCACCACCAAGGGAUUCACCCUGAAAGCACCCCUUUUCCAGGCACUCAACUCUUGUUCUGUAGGCCUUUACUUGUGGUCUUUCUACUGUCUGGAUUCACUGUCCUCCCUCCCUCCCUCCCUCCCUCUACAGAUAUUCGGAGGCCUGGUAUGGAUCCUUAUUGCUUCAUCCCGGGUGCCCAUACCCCUGAUUCAGGGCUGGGUCAUGUUCGUGUCUGUGUUCUGCUUCCUGGCCACCACAACCCUGCUGGUCCUGUACAUCAUUGGUGCCCAUGGCGGAGAGACUUCCUGGAUUACCCUGGAUGUAGCCUACCAUUGCAUUGCCUCCUUGUUUUACCUCAGCGCCUCUGUCCUGGAGGCCUUAGCCACCAUUUACAUGUAUGAUGGCUAUGUCUACAGAUACUACCAUGAAAACAUCUCUGCUGUGGUGUUUGCUUAUGUAGCCACUCUGCUCUACGUGAUCCAUGCAGUGUUCUCUUUAAUCAGAUGGAAGUCUUCAUAAAGCAGCUGCAGAAUUUUAGCUGAAAACCCAGACAGCGUUAACUGAUGGGCAUGCCUUCCAGCAUAACUUUUUUUUGAACUCUGAAGUGCUCUCAACGAUGAAGAAAAACAGGGAAGAAAGAAAGAAAAAAAGGAAGGAAGGAAGGAAGGAAGGAAGGAAGGAAGGAAACAACUUUGCCCUAACCUAAUACCCUCUCCCUCCACCUCCACCCCCACCCCCACCCCCACCCCCACCCCAAUGGGAAAAAAAUGCUUUGUUGUCAUGGUCUUGUUUCCUCUUUUAUUUACUCGUUAGGGCUGGGGCUUGCUUUUGAGCUGUCUUUCUAAGGUCAUUUCCUAUUUGUGAAGGAGGAUGAGGGUGAAAAAUGAGGACUGUGACCUGAGAGUCCCAGAAACAAAAAUCCCCUGCUGACUCCCAGACCAGAUCUCAAGAACUGUCUACUGGAAUUUUCCAUAGGCUCCCAGGAACACCCUGUCUUGUGGUGUGUUUCUGUCUUCAUGGACAUUCUACAUGUCAUGGGAAGUGACACUCACCUCAAACAUUUGCAGAUGUCCACGGUGGAAGAUAAAUAAACCUUUGAAAUACUUUAUAAAGUGCUUUUAUGUUCAGUAAA
Erinaceus europaeus (western European hedgehog) is the source of this 1312-nucleotide messenger RNA. Its product is annotated as mal, T cell differentiation protein. NCBI's taxonomy places the organism in Eukaryota, Metazoa, Chordata, Mammalia, Eulipotyphla, Erinaceidae. Gene Ontology annotation, biological process: myelination. The coding region runs from base 1 to 699 and encodes 232 amino acids. Gene Ontology annotation, cellular component: membrane. The record is from RefSeq and is a predicted model, not a curated record. The transcript is spliced from 7 exons. Gene Ontology annotation, molecular function: structural constituent of myelin sheath.